Messenger RNA from Mauremys reevesii (Reeves's turtle), 1904 nucleotides. RefSeq names its product maestro heat-like repeat-containing protein family member 1. NCBI's taxonomy places the organism in Eukaryota, Metazoa, Chordata, Testudines, Geoemydidae. The record is from RefSeq and is a predicted model, not a curated record. Bases 174 to 1220 code for a protein of 348 amino acids. The transcript has 9 exons. Gene Ontology annotation, cellular component: cytoplasm.
AUGGGAGCAGUGUUGACGGGGAGGAAGGAAGAAGGGGAAUGGGACUGAGCUGUGCAGGAAUCCUGGAAGGGGGAGAUGUUUGAGGUGCAGGAAGGAAUCGGAGGAGCGGGAGGCAGGUGAGGUGAUCCUGCUGGCCAUGUGGGGCACUGGCUGUGUAAUCUCCUCAAGGGGAAAUGUCAGUGGGGCCCGAAUUUCACAUGCUCCUUCGCGUCUCACAGGAGCUCAUUGAGGAGCUGCCUGACAACUCUCCACCCUGCGCCAUCUUCACCAACUCCCUGAUUGCUGUGGGCAACCUCAGCACCAUGAAACCUGCCCUGGAGCCAGAGCUGGAGACACACCUCUUGCGAGCUGCCCUGCAUGCUGUCUUUACCCUGGGCACAGAGAAGAACACCACCCAAGUCCAGGCUCUGCACAAGGUCAUGCCAGAGCUCCCGGAUGCCAUGCUGGGAAACCUGCUGACAGAGUCCCCAGAAACAGACAUGCUCCACUACAUCUUGGAGCACGUCAACUUCUGGAUUGUGUCUAGGGUGUCCCAGGAGAGAGCCAGGGCCAUUAAGAGCAGCUCGGCCCUGCUCAGAUACACCCUCCCUGAGUUUGAUAACCCAGCAGAGUUCCCCAGGAUGGGUCACCAUGUGGCACAGCUGGCUCUGUUCAUCAGUGACCCAGCCAAGGACAUCAGCCGGCAGCCCAGGGAAGGGAUUUACUGGCUCUACCAGCUGCUGCUGCACCAGAGGGGUCUUCGGAAAGUUCUUCUCAGAGGGGCAGAGAAGAUCCUUCCUCCGGACAGCAGUGCUGGCCAUCCACGACCCCCUGCUGCAUGUCAGCCAAGCUGGGCUGCUCCUUGCCUACUCCCUGCUGGGGGACCCCCAGCAGCUGAUGGGGGACAUGCAAGAGGAUGUCACAGCCAAAGUGAUGUGCCAGCUCCGCAUCAUCCAGCACUUGCACCAGGUGCCCGAGGUGCUUCAAGGGCUGUGCCUCAUCUGAUGCCCUUCAAGGUUUCCCGCCCAUGUUCAGCAACUCCCGCUCCCUGCUGCAGGUACUGCUCUGUCUCACUUCUCCGUCCCAGCCUCUCACACAGAUGUAUGCUGCAGCCAGCCCAGCUCAGGAAGCAGUGGACAGAUGAUCUUAUCCUGUCAAACCAAGCAACAUGGGUCUCAUUGAGGCUUAGAUGGAAGAUCCCACGCAUCUCCUGGAGGUCUCACCAUGGAUCCUGGAGCUGAACACCAGAUGGGAGCUGAUAGAUUGUCCUUGGAGGGCCAUGUCCUUGUGUGUGAUGGAGCUGUGUGCCAGAAAGGGCCAGAGGCAGAUGCACCACGCAUGGCCAGAAACAGGCUAAACAGCCUGUAAUGCUAGGUGAGUACAACCAUGGCCACAUACAGACACCACGGGAUCCAUGAGGACUGAAUCUGGGCCCUUUGCUAUCAAGAGCACAACUCACUCCAACCUGAGCCUUGACAGUGGUGACCCCUGCUAGCCCCUGAGGUGGGUCAGUAUUAUCCCUGUUAGCUGGGGCACAGGGCUGGAAAGUGACUGACUACAAAGUCACUCACAACAUCACUGACAGAGACAGGACUGAAGCACAGUACUGAUACCAGUCCAGCUCCAACCACUAGACCACACUCACUUCCAAAGCAAGAGAACGCAGGAGCUCUAGCUCUGACAGCCAGUCCUUAAAUGACAAGAGCAAACUCCUUCCCAUUCAGGAAGACAUAGAAGGGACUGUCUGCUGAGCCCCCCUCUGCAAUGCCACUGUCAGACUAUUGCUAGUGGGUGCCAAGUGACUGAGCCGGGAGCUCCUGGAGAGAUUCCUAGGGGCUAUGUAGUCAUGUUUCACGGUGACUUCUGGGAGCCAUGCAAAGAGUGCAGCAUUGAAGAGACUCUCCUGCUCUAACAAAGGGUUUCUG